Messenger RNA from Prunus armeniaca (apricot), 1305 nucleotides. NCBI's taxonomy places the organism in Eukaryota, Viridiplantae, Streptophyta, Magnoliopsida, Rosales, Rosaceae. The record is from the annotation of a GenBank genome assembly.
AUGGGGCUCGGAAGCGAUGAAGAGGUCGUCGUUGAAGACAGCGAUGGUGUUGGUGGUGGCGGUGGUUGUGGAGGCAAGUCGUACGGAGGCUCUGUCUCCUGCUCGAUUUGCCUUGAAGUCGUCGCCGAUAAUGGGGAUAGAUCUUGGGCCAAGCUGCAAUGUGGGCAUCAAUUUCAUCUAGAUUGCAUUGGUUCAGCCUUCAAUAUAAAAGGGGCAAUGCAAUGCCCUAAUUGUCGGAAGAUUGAGAAAGGUCAAUGGCUUUAUGCUAAUGGAUACCGUUCAAUUCAAGAAUUUGGCAUGGAUGACUGGACCCAUGAUGAAGAUCUUUAUGAUCUUGGGUACUCUGAAAUGUCCUUUGGUGUCCACUGGUGUCCAUUUGGUAGCUUAGCACGACUUCCUUCAUCAUUUGAGGAAGGGGAGUUCUCGCCAACUUCAUAUCACGAUCUACUUGGACAACAUGCCAUCUUUGCUGAGCAUACAGCUGUAUCAUCUGCUGGUCAUCCUUGCCCAUAUAUUGCUUACUUUGGGCCAAUUCACCCCUCAUCCUCAAACUCCAGUGGAAGUGUGUCAGAAGCUUCCAACUUUAACCAUCAUUGGAGUGGCACAUCAGUACCUAGUGAAAUACCAAACUCCUAUGCUUUUCCUGCCAUGGAUCUUCAUUAUCACAGUUGGGAGCACCAUUCCCCACCUCCAUUUUCUACAACCAACAAUCAUAUUGGUGGCGCUGACCAGGGUUCAAUUCCAUCUGUUACUCAAAGAUCUGCUAGGCCGAGUUCAGAUUUACCAAGAUCAGGAUCUUUUAUGCACCCAUUCCUUGUUGGUCACAGUUCUAGUGCUAGAGCUGGCAGCUCUGUCACGUCCUCAAUGAUUCCUCCUUAUCCAGGCAGCAAUGCCCGGGCCCGUGACAGAGUCCAAGCUCUCCAGGCAUACUAUCAACAACAACAACCUAGUAAUUCACCAACCAUGCGUACACCCAUAAUUCAAGGAGCCCGAAGAUCAAGCAGUCAAAGAGGCGUGGCUCAAGUAGGGCCAGUGGCUUCAUCAUCGGAUCAAAAUGGUGGUUUCUAUUUUUUCCCCUCUGCCUCAUCAGGUCGUAGUUAUCAAGAAGCUGAAAAUCCUUUACCUAAUCGUUUUCAUGCAUGGGAAAGAGAUCACAUGCCUUCAUUCUCAAUGAAUCAGGUUGACCGAGACCAAGGUUGGGCUGCUGUUCACCAGGGUGGCAGUGGGUCAGACUCAGCGAUGAGAGGGAGCAGCUUCCGGCAAAGGCAUGGGUCCGAGAGGACACCUUCACAAAAUCGGUCAUAG